This is a messenger RNA of Strongylocentrotus purpuratus (purple sea urchin), 2231 nucleotides long. Its product is annotated as monocarboxylate transporter 14. Gene Ontology annotation, biological process: transmembrane transport. The transcript has 5 exons. NCBI's taxonomy places the organism in Eukaryota, Metazoa, Echinodermata, Echinoidea, Camarodonta, Strongylocentrotidae. The coding region runs from base 545 to 2143 and encodes 532 amino acids. Gene Ontology annotation, molecular function: monocarboxylic acid transmembrane transporter activity. The record is from RefSeq and is a predicted model, not a curated record.
UCCCAUCAAACUGUGAAAUAAACUAACUGAAAAGGAUUAAGGUGGAGGACUCGGCAGGGGAACCAUUCCUUAAUAAAUUUAAGAACAUAGGGGAGAACAAAUGACAUAUAAUGGGGAUUUAACCUUUUGCAACCAUUCAAAACUUGCUAUUUUUAGUCAAUUUUGACCUUGACCUUGACCUAAAUGCAACACCCUGAGUUCUGGCGAUCUCGAAAGUAUUACCACAUGAAUUGGCAUCCCCAAUUUAGUUGGAAAUGACACCUUAAACGUUUUUCUGGACUAUUUGGUUCAAAAGUUACCGCGUUUGUACAUUAGCCCAUGCGGACUGGCGUUUCAUCCUGGCUGGAAGUUUCAUGCUUUUCUCAAAAAGUGCACAAUUUUCUUGCUAAGCCGCUGCACUAUAAUUCAUAUGUAGCGGAAAUCGUUGGGUGAGCGCGCGCGCUUACGCACUCAAGGUAAAAUAGUCAAAGCGACCAGAAUCUGGGGUAUUUCAUGGCGUGCGUGUCUUUCUCCCCAGAGGUGCUUCUCGAACACCGCAUCCAACAUGAAAGUAUUUCGCCCAGGAGAAUCGCAAGGACGAUGGAAGUAUAUGAUCGUCGUAGGUGCCGCCAUCGUUAACUUCUUCAACACCGGUACGGCCAAGUCGUUCGGCGUUCUCAUUUCCGACCUCACAGAGGACUUUGGCACCGGUGUGUCCAUCCUUGGAUUUGGGAUUGGAAUGUGUCACGGCGCAGCAGUCGGAUUAGCUUUCUUUUUACGCCCCCUCCUGAAAAAGACGACGUGUAGAGUACUGACGAUGAUCGGUGGAUGUCUGUCUGGUUUCGGCUUCUGUAUCUGCUCGAUCAGUGGCAAUGCUGCUCUAUUCACCAGUGGGAUAGCGGUGGCAGGAUUCGGUUACAGUUUUAUGAUCAUCUCAAACGUCGUCAUCAUCAAGACCUACUUUCCAGACUCUUUCCCAAUCGCCAUAAGCUUCAGUUUAUCCGCCGGUGCCGUCGGGAUGAUGCUGAUCCCUGUCAUUACGGAGAAACUUGCAAACAUCUACGGAUGGCGAGGCUCUCUUCUGCUCAUUGCAGCCAUGAACUUCCAUAACGUCCUGGCAGGAGCCCUCUUUAGACCACUUACAUCAACUCGGCACAAACAUUCCUACUCUACAAAACACGAUGGUACUGCUGAUAGUGCCAGAGAAAGAAGGACAGUAGAGAAUUCAAACAGCUUCAGGAGUGAUGAGAAGACUACAUACAGAGGCCAAUAUUCUCCUGUAAAUGCACCCGAACAGGGAUGUUCAGAAAACAAAGAAACACAGUCGGGAGCGAACUCCUGUCUCGAUUCCAAGAAAAGGAUGACCGUCAUACAGAAUUGCGAACAGAGCUUGGGUGUAAGUGAGCGUAACGAUGAAAUAUCUGAAGAGGAUCGACUGAUUCCUAAGGGGCAGUCGAGGAGGAAACCUGACGAUUUUAAGAGCGGGUCAGUCGAAGAGGAGUCCAAAGCGACAACGGUAGACGGUGGUUGCAUGAGGAGUUUGAUCGAACUAUUUGAUUUGAGACUGCUAUAUGAUUUUCCUGCCUUAAACCCGAUAAUGAUUGCUGUACUGUUGUCUGGGGCGACCACCACAGGCUGGGUGGCUUUUUUGUUGCCCAACGCUCUGGAGAAGGGAUACAAUAUGGAUAAAGCCAUACUGCUUGCUUCAGUAGGAGGUCUUUGGAACUUCAUUGGUCGAUUUUGCAUCGGCUACAUGCUCGGUAAGCGGACCACUGCGAGGACCAUGUUCGUCAUCUGCAAUCUCAUCUGCGGUGUAGCCUUCUGCCUGGACUACGUCACGACCACGUUCUGGGGUCUGUCCAUCCUGUCGGCGUUAAACGGAUCAACCAUCGGGGCUUUGACGGUUCUUAUCUCCCUGAUGAUUGAGGAGAUCGUUGACGAGUCGAGAUUCACCUCAGGGGUUGCUCUGGCAUUUUUAUUUCUAGGACUUGGUGAAAUCGUCGGAGGUUUAUUCGCAGGAUGGCUGUAUGACAUAAGCCAUACUUACGUCAUCGCCUUUAUCGCCUUGGGAGUGUUAAAUGUCCUGGGAGCUCUUCUGACGGCAAUUGUGACCUUCCUUCCGUGCUCUCUAUUCCGAACUCGACAUCUGGAUGAUAAAGAAUAAAGUGUCUGUUGCACACGAGGCGCUUUCCACUGACGCAGGUUUGCGCCAGCGGUUGGCGUUGUCUGUGACGCAUCGCGUGGGGGUUUGC